AUGGCGGACUUCAGAGGCGUACAAAUAUAUUCGUAUCCACGUGCGGGCGUUAAAGUAACUGAAGACAAUGUGUACUGGAAGCGACUUUCCCUGCCGGUGACCAUCAAGGACAUCGGAUCCAUCAACAACGUUGACAUUUCGCUCCAGGAGCCGCAUGCCUUCGCAAUCACAUGUUCGUCGAGGGUGCGCGUGUUCAACCCCGUCAGCCGCGAGAUCACAUGCCAGUUCUCCAAGUUCUCGAAGGCGGCUUGCGGCGGCAUAUUUCGCGCUGACGGCAGCCUCAUCGCCGCCGGUGGCGAGGACGGCGCCGUGAAGAUCUUCGACGUCAAGACGAGGUCUCUGCUGCGGCAGUUCACGGGCCACAAGGGUCCCACGCAGCGCGUCGCUUUCACCCGCGGCGGCACACAGCUGCUCAGUUUUUCGGAUGACUCUACCGUCGCCUUGUGGGACAUUCCGGGCCAGACCAGGCUGCUGUCCCUCGACGCGCACGAUGACUACGUGCGCUCCGGUUCCGUGUGCAAAGCCAACCCGGACAUAGUGCUCUCCGGUUCGUACGACCACACCGCCAAGGUGUUCGACCUGAGGACUGCCGACCCCGUCGUUACCGUAAACCACGGCUCCCCCGUCGAGUCGGUGCUCAUGUUUCCUACGGGGGGCAUCUUUCUCACGGCGGGGGGACCGCACAUAAGGGUGUGGGACGUGGUGGCCGGUCGAAUACUGGCCCAAGUGACGCAGCACCACAAGACCGUCACGUGCCUGAAGCUCGCCAGCAAUGGGCAGCGCUUGCUGUCCGGCUCGCUCGAUCGACACGUCAAGGUGUUCGACGUCGCCACGUACCAGGUGGUCCACACGCUCGACUACCCUUCUCCGAUACUCUCCCUGGACAUCUCGCCGCAGGACAAAGUCCUCGUUGUCGGCAUGACGUCGGGACUCAUCUCCGUACAGAGGCGGAAGAGCGAAAACGUGAAAGAAGUCGCACCCGCGAAGCGCAAGCGAUCGUCAUCUUACUUCCAGGAGACUCACAGCGACCCUGGCUUUGUGCCUCGCGAAGGUGAUGCCGUGGUUUCUGAGCGAACGGUGCAGAAAAUGGCCAAGUACAACACGUUCCUGAGAAAAUUCCAAGUCUCGAAAGCGCUCACCCAAGCCUUGCGGGACGCCAUGUUCACGAGGGAGCCGCAGAUCGCCGUCGCCGUGAUGCAGGAGCUGAUUCGAAGGCGAGCCCUGAAGUCUGCCCUUGCAGGCAGGUCGGGGAAGGACCUGGACGAACUCAUGCUGUUCGUAACGAAGUAUGUCAGCGACCCUCGCUUCUCUAGGAUCGUGUUAGACGUUGCCACACUGAUGGUUGAAGUGUAUUACCCAGCACCUCCACCAGAUGUCACGUGGUAGAGACGGUGAAGAGAG
Messenger RNA from Dermacentor albipictus, 1401 nucleotides. RefSeq names its product U3 small nucleolar RNA-associated protein 15 homolog. The record is from RefSeq and is a predicted model, not a curated record. Gene Ontology annotation, cellular component: nucleolus. Gene Ontology annotation, biological process: rRNA processing; positive regulation of transcription by RNA polymerase I. Lineage: Eukaryota; Metazoa; Arthropoda; Arachnida; Ixodida; Ixodidae. Gene Ontology annotation, molecular function: protein binding.